AUGAGUGAAAGCAACCUGAGAAAUUUACUCCUGUACGGACUGUUUUCCAUUAUUGGGAUUACAUUUUUGAAGAAGGCAUAUCCUCCAUUCUCCCCUUUUUUCUUUCAGUCAUCAGUUAAAGAGCUCAAGUCAUGUCUAGAAAGGUCCUUGCUGUUGGACAGCGAAGACAGAAUAAGGCGCGAUCUCUUUGAUCUCCUGCAGAAUAUAGUCCUCAUCAGGGAUCCAGAGGAUGCAAGAAAAUUUUUCCCUCGUUUCAAUCUCGAAGAUACUUCUAGCUUCAAGGAUUUGGAUGAGCACAGCAAAAGUGUUUUGAAAAGACUAUACUAUGAUUACUAUUUCCAUCGGCAAGAAGUUCUUUGGCGUCAAAAUGCUUUGAAGACUCUGCCUGUCCUCUUAAACUCAUCAGAUAUGCUGGCUUGUGGGGAAGAUCUAGGCCUUAUUCCUUCUUGUGUUCAUCCAGUCAUGCAAGAACUGGGUUUAAUAGGGUUACGCAUCCAACGUAUGCCAAGUGAACCUGGUUUGGAGUUUGGUAUUCCUUCUCAGUACAGCUACAUGACG
Messenger RNA from Ilex paraguariensis (yerba mate), 558 nucleotides. The record is from the annotation of a GenBank genome assembly. NCBI's taxonomy places the organism in Eukaryota, Viridiplantae, Streptophyta, Magnoliopsida, Aquifoliales, Aquifoliaceae.